Molecule: messenger RNA, 2875 nt
Organism: Folsomia candida
Lineage: Eukaryota; Metazoa; Arthropoda; Collembola; Entomobryomorpha; Isotomidae
Exons: 2
Coding region: 2291-2716 (141 amino acids)
Source: RefSeq, a predicted model, not a curated record
UUUAAUUGUGAUGAUGAAUAAUAUUAUUCUAACUUGGUUAUUAUUUAGCAUUGUUGUAAUUGUACCACCACAAUAUUACAAAUAAGUAAGGUGUGUAAUGCAUAUAGGGAGAGAGACUAAUUUAGCGAUAAAAAAUUCCAACCGGAAACAGCUAAGCAGAAGAGGUGUUUAUUUGGUUUAGUGUAGUGCAAUAAUGUUCGCCUCAUCAUUUUAUAAUACUCUUCACAAUAAUAAAAUAGUAAAUCUAAUGGCUCUUCCAAAGAGAUUUUAUCACACACCUGCAUUUCAUACCUGUCCCAUCAUAUCACAACUUUACUUACUUGCAGUGAGUUUCACAUUGUUAUUAGUUAAAAGUGGAGUAAUUGAGGGGGUAUCUUUCAGAAUUUUUUUCAACAUCCGUCCGAUUCACAAUAGUGUCAUUAUUCCCAUUGUAAAAUACGUGGCAGGUAAUUCAGGCCGCACUAUUUCUAAUCUAUUUCUCCCGCAGUAAUAAAAUCCCAUAUUUUAUUAUUCAGUUUAACAAAUUUAUCAGUGUAGAAAAAAUAUAUUGGUGAAAAAUAGUGGGUGCGUUGCUGCAUGGUGUCGAAAUAUUUACGGCGUGUGAAAAUGCCCAGCGUGUUUUUGUGCAUAGUUUUAUUCUUUCUGUUAGUGGACACUUAUCUGUUUAUGUUUAUCAUGUUAAAGUUUAUCCUGGAAAUGGAGAGCUAAAUAAUCUGGUCAGUGCGUGGUAUCAGAAAUAUAUUUAUUUAUAAUGGAUAUAACCGAAAAAUAUGUUCCGGAGCGAUGAGCCUGCGACAUUUAGUAGUACUUUCCCUCGAGACAAAUAGUGAUCCUGGUCUUUAGUGCGGAAAUAAAUAUCUCACUUUUUCCCUUUCUUCUACAUCAGCUUCGCAUUCUUCUUGCCCAACAUCAAAGUCCGAUACUGACUCCGGUACUGAUUAUACCGAACAUCCCACAAAUCACCGCGUUGGUGUCGUUCCAUUCUCCUCACCCCCGUGGAAUCACUGCCAUCUCGAGAAAUUGGAUCCUUCCUCGCCACCAAAAUCCCGUAGUAGCCGAGACCUUUAAGCCGAUUUUCACCCGGUAUCAAGUUGACUUUUCGGACGGCUUUGGCCAAAUGUGGUUCCUUCCCGAGAGCUGUGUGAUUAUUGUAAAAUUCCUCGAUGAACAAGGUGUCCAAUUUUCUGAGUCGGGAAACCAGUCCUUUUAACAGGGCAGGAGUCACGCCAAAUCCGUCCAGUGAGACGUCCUUUGGCAUCUUUUUCGUGGUCGUCUCGUACUCCUCCAGCAACUUGUUCUUGUCCUGAUCCCCAUAUCCGGAACUAUCCCCACUGCCGCCAUGCUCGAGUAAAUCUGAACCAGGAGGAAAAUUGCUGGUGACAUGAUUACGUCCCGCGUUGUAGCCGAGCAGCUGAAGUUCUAGGACUUUGAGAUUCUUAGCCCCCUCGAGAGCAAAGAGAUCUUCCGUUCGCACAGUGAAACCUUGAACGUGCAGUUUUUCCAACCACUUUGGCAGCGCUUUGAACCUGAUAAGCUCCGGAAAUUUGCUCGACGGUCGAUCCAAGAAGGGGAGCGAGUCGUCGCCUCCCCCCUUCUUCUUGAGACAGACUUCUUUCGUAGAAUUCUUAAAUCUGGAUACAAAUAAUUCCACCAGAUUUGGACACGACUCAAACUCAAAUGCUCCCAAGUCCACGCGAGCUUGUGGCUUUUGCAGCACUGCGUCGGGCAGGAGUCGUCUCAAACGCACAAUUUGGAUGGAAUUCCGGUUGUUCUUAAUGAUCUUUGGGAAGAAGAGCCAAUCCGUGCCUUGGUUCAGGAAGUCGAACAACUCGAGACUUUUCUGACUGGGAAGAAUGACUUCCCAAAAUUUUUGCACUUCCGGCUCCGUGCUGACGACCAACCUUUUCAAGGCGAGGGACUGGAGUUGAGCUUGUUCUUGAGGAUGGAUGAAGACCAACUCGGAUUCUGAGGAGUUCGGGACGAGACUUUCUGCCAUGUGGAGACGAACUGUCAAGUCCACAAUGGUUUUGUGGAUAAUGAGAUAUUUCAAAAUCACUCGGAACGUGGAGCAGUAGUUGGAUGAGGAGGAUUUCUCUCGGGGCAAGGUGUACUCAAUUUGCAGCGUUCGCAAGCAUGGGAAGGACAGGUUGGAGAGGAGGUCGGCGUACAUGUGCCAGGGCGUGGGAGGCAGUGAUGGGGAGGGAGAUUUUCGCUUCUCUUUAGCCCCCAAAUGGAGUGAUUUGACCUUUCUGAGUUUGAAGGGGAUGAGGAAACGGGUGUCGAAUUGGGCAUGGUCGGUGACCUUGAUCCGGGACAGGUGAGGGCAUCGUGCCAUCACUUUUUUGAAGUGGGUAAUGUCCGUGGGCCCACCGAAGGUGACGUCGGUGACGAGGCGGGCGUUGUAGAGGAGGCGGGACAAGUAAUCUUGGGUGUGGUCGGAGCCCCAAAUGCAAAUUUUGGAGGCGGAUGGGGGCAGAGUGGAAGCGAUGUUGCGUUGUUCAAAGAAACGCUCGUCCAAGUCGAUGGCCAGGCCGGCGGAGGUGUCGACCUCGUGCUUGAAGAUUUUGCACACCUGGCGAAUAUUCAUGCGGUCCUUGGGUGCGAGACGGGAGGAGAAGAAUUGGAGAGUAGUUCAUCCAGUCGGAUAACGUGUACUUGUGGAACGCCUUAUUCUGCGGGUUUCCGGAAAUCUUGGCAGGAUUGGACGUCAUUUUAACAAAUUCACAAAAUGUAACCUGGUACUGGUCAAAUACUUAUAAGAUGUGAUUUGUGUGUAUUUAUAAAAGUUAGCUAAUCCAACCAAAUUGUUUUGGAAUGUCAAUAAAGCAAUGAAAAAUUAAUUCGUGAUUUAUGAAAAUAAUAAUAAUUUAUGAAA